UGAAUGGGCCGUGGUCAAAAUGUACAAAAUUUCCGUCAUUCCUGCCUCCCUCUCUUGAGUCCGCGCCUCUACUUCUCGCCCGGCCAUUCCCCCCCUCCUUCGUUCGACCAACGGGCCACAGCACGUCUGGACUCUCGCGCUGCUGCUGGCCGUCCUUUCCUUUGGGUUCCCGCCUACUAAUAAUUUGAGUUGCUUGGGGCGUACGUACUUUGUCCCCGCGCCUCGCCUCGCACCCGCUGGCUGGCCUGCAGCCACCGCCGCCCGACGAGAUCGCCCUCUGCAGCCACGCGCGCGCCUGCGCUUUGUUUUGUGUGCUAUCGUCUUGCGCCGCUCUUUGAACGCUUCUGCCACUCGUUGCCUCGCUCGACGUGUCUCGCCGCCGCCUACAAGUCCAACGCUCUGAAUCCGCAUACCUGCGAUUGGCGGUGACGACCUCCACGACGGCCCCCCCCGCCUCCUUUGGCGGUUGUGUCACGGACUCCCGUCUCGAGUCCGUCGAGUUUUCUUGUUUCUCUCGUGUCUCUUCAAUACGUACCCUCCCUGCCAUUGUCUUCUUCAGGCACCUGCGCUGCAUUUCAGGUACGGAGCUGCGUGUCCCGCAUCUGCGGUAAUAACACAGCCGAGGAAGCGCGUUCUGGGGCGGCCGCCAGAGCAAGCCACCAAACAAAAACAGUUGCCCAGGGCAGGUCGGGUUUAUUUUCUCCUCUGCUCAACGGCCACCGACGUAAGGCAGCGGGCGCCAAUCGGGACUGGGAAACCUUGGCUUGGUGGCUGAUGGUCAACAAAUCGACCGUCGCGUCAACUAAGCUCCCCAAGGUACUAAGGUAGAUCAUUCCAAUCCAAACAGCGUGUCGACGCCUGCCCGCCCGCCGUACUCAGACAUCCCGCCACCAACCACUCACUCGCUCAGUGCCCCUGUGGCCCGCCUUUUCUCCCUCCGCGCGACACGCCUGCCCGCCGUCGACGGCGCGAUCCAGGCACCUUCGUUUCCUUCGCGACUUUAGCUGGAUUCUUUCUUUUCCUGGCCGGUUCUUUUUGCCCGCGUCGCCAGCAGCGGUUCCUUUUCAUCGCGCUGCGGUGGGCACAUUCUUCUUCUUCUUCACUUGUCCUGCACGAGGGCCCGCGCUUCCUCAGGUCGGCUCGCCUUUCUGCUUCCCCCUGCAGCCGCCUCCAGGGCCCCACGCAAGGGGUGCAACCGAUCGCCUUAUCGGCUGCUCGACCUCGAGAGCGCGACGUAGACGACGACGCUUCUACCCACCGUCGCCCUACCGAUUCAUCGCCUCCUCUUCCCGACCGCCGGCGUGCUGCACCAAAGCUGGGAAUCUGUUGCCCUCGUGGCCAUUGCAGACGGUCUUGCCUGAGGACCUAGUUCGUCAGGAUGACUUCGUCGCUGGCCUCGGAGGAGCGCCCCUCUCUCCCUGUUCCUGGAGAGGCCGCUGGGGACCCUUUUGUCGCCAACGCACCUGGCGCCGCUCACCAUCGAUUCUCCAGCUUCGACCAUGAGCUCUUCGCUUCCGGACCCGGGUCGUCUCCUACGCAGGCGAAACGCGCCCUCGAGGCUCAUCUCGCCGAGACGGACCGGCGCCUCGACGAAGCAGGCAAGCUAGGCACAGCUCUUGUCUCGCAGCGUAAGGCGCUGGCAGAGCGCCUACAAGAAGUAGAGAAACUGCAGAAAGAAGGCGAGCUCGAUCCGGAUCUGCGCAAAAAGCUCGUCGAGAUUGAACGCGAGUUUAAUGACCUGGCACGGGAGUCGGCCCGGGUCUUCCUGCCCAAGCAGAGGAUCCCUAGCAAUGAGGCCAAUCCAGGCUCUCCGUUCGUGCCAGAGCCGCGCAGCGGAAGGCGGUCUGUCAGUCCCUCCAAAUUCGAAAGCCGCGCCACUGGCUCGCCGACGAAGCUCAGCGUCCCGAAUCGCAAGCUCAGAAACCAGCCUUCAAACCGCGUACACGACAUAGAAUUCGCCGCAGAGAUCAGCACCUCGCUCAUCGCUCAAGUGCGCAGUUUGCAAACCUUGCUGUCAGAACGCGAGGAGGAGGUGAAGACUCUGCAGACAGACAGGACCAAGCUGGAGAUCGAAUCCGAGAGCCUGCAACAGCGUCUCAAGGCCCUAGACGAGAGCGAGCACCGCUACAAAGAGGAGAACUGGAACCUGGAGACACGUCUGCAAGAGCACUCGUCACUGCAACGGGAAGCGGCUGAUCGCGAAAAGAAGUUGACACAAGCUUUGGGCUUGUCCAACGCUGAGAAGAACGCUGCUCAGAAAGAGCUCGACGAGGUCAAGUCGUCCCACGCGAAACUGGCUGAGGAGCACGCGGCCGCCGUCAAGCACCAUGACAUUGAGCUCGGCACGGCAAAGCGCAACAUGGUCAUGGCUGAGGGCGAGCGCUCCGCAAUGCAGCGCAAGAUCGACGACCUAAUGAAUCAGAACCAGGAGCUCGCCAAGGCUUUCUCCCUUCAACGAGGAAGGGCUGCGGAGCGAGAACCGGCUUCGGGAUUGAGCGACGAGGAGUUCGACACCGCCGCCGAUAAUAUCACCCCUGAGCACUCGCCUCCUCCGUCCCCCAUCAAGGGCACGCCAAGACACGCCAUGCUCGAGACAGAGACAAUGAAAACUUCGCUGCAGCAUGCGCAACGAACGAUACAGAAUCAGCGGAGCCAACUGCAUCGCGAGAAGACUGAGAAGCUUGAACUCCGCCGCAUCAUCCAGGAUCUCCGCGACGAUCUUGAAAAGGCACGGAAUGAUUCUGGAAAUGCUGCCGGGUCGCGCAGGAGUCGCAAGGUGGACUCCAAGGAGUUCAAGAAGUCAAAUCGCCUUCUCGGCAGCUUCCGGUCCAGCCGCCAGGAAAUUGUCUCGGACGAUCCCGAGUGGGAGGACAACCCGGAAGUGUCUCCUGGCGGCGGACCUUCGGCGUCGACUGGUCCAAGCCAUGGCCGGCCUACUGCCAGUCGCACGGACACAAGCGAUCACUUCGAGACGGCUAAUGAGGCGAGCGAGUCUGCCUUUGAGACUGCAAACGAACGGGCUACCGAAACUGAGGAUUUCCAGACUGGGAAUGAAGCGUUCUCGGACAGCGAUGACGAUGCGGCGACCGAGACAGAAAGCCCAAGCCGAGGAUUUGGCCGGAUGAGACGCCCGCCAAGCUUGCCAGCUGGUCUCGUUCGUCAUAACAACCGGAACUCGUUCCACAGCACAGCAUCAACGUCGGCCGAUGAGGAUGAUGUCGCAGAAAUCAAGACGCCGACAACGAGGCUCUCAUCACAGAGGAGCCGCAUCCGUUUGACUCACGGAUCUCUUUCUCGAAGCUCCAGACAGACUAGCGAGGAGCCUAACCUUCGGAGUAGCCCUGCAAGCUUCGCCAGCAUGGGGGCUGCCGCUCAGCCUGGCCAGAGCCUCUUCGCAGAACUGCAAGACUUUGGGGGAAGCGAUGACGAUUCUCUUGUCGGAACACCCAUGACUCGUCGCAGUGCUCGAUCGGGUACACCGGGCUCCAUUCGGCGCACGUUGUCGCCCGCGCCGGCUGUGCCUGAGCUGCCGAAGGUCAUCAUGGUGGACAGUGGUGUAAUGACAGAUCCUGUUCGAAUCACCAGCGAGAUCUUCACGGAGGCGCUGCAGCGCCCCGUGUCCGUUCAGUCUGUCAUCAACGCGCCGCCUAGUCGGGCUUCUGGGGCUUGGGGCAACAACCGUGACCUGGACAACGACUUCUCCAGGCCAUUAUCUACCAUUUCCUACAGCGAUGCUGGGGCGCAAUACGAACAGGACAUUGCCGAAAAGCUUGCACAGUUCCCCGUGCCCCCUACGUCGCCGCCGCAAAUGCCGCCGACACCGCCCGCCCUUGGGCUCUCCACCAUUCACUCCGAAGCUGUCGAGCCGCGCGAGGAGCCUGUCAUACUUCCUACCCCGCCGUCUCUUCGCAUGUCCUCGCUUGCGAUGCAGCAGGUUCAGCCACAAGCUGAACCGGAGGUCCCGGCACCGGUUCUGUCGCUGUCAACUAUCGUUGCUCAAGGACUGUACCCCGUGGCAGAGCCUGAAUCCCCACCCCCUGCGCUGACAAUGGCACCAUUGCUCACAGAGGCUGUUGAACCGAUUGCUGUUUCGCCGCCUUCUCUUGCAUUCACGACCAUCACCGCUGAAGUAGUAGAACCGAGGGCCGAACCGGAACCCGUGGUGCUCCCACCUCCUCCAGCGCCGCAACCACCUGUUCUCAGCAUAUCUUCAAUCAUGGCGGAAAAUGUUGAGCCCAUUAGCGAGCCGGAAGUCGUCAACAUAGCGCCGCCUCUCGCCUUGUCGGCCAUCCAUGCGUUGGAGCUUCAGCCACGGGAGGAGCCCAUCGCAGUUCCUGUCCAGGCGCCGCUCUCUUUCUCGGGCAUCGCGACAGAGCAUGUUGAACCAGUGUCCGAGCCUCAACCCCCGCCUCCUACCUUGACAUUGUCGUCAAUCGUGGCAGAGCACAUGCAUCCGGUCAUGGAGCCACCUCCGGCCCAGCCUGCCCUGGCUCUUUCGGCCAUAUCCUCUGAGCACGUCGAACCGGUGCGGACUCCGCCGAUACUGCCAGCCUUGCCUAGCUUUGGCUUCUCUAGCAUCGAAGCGAUUGAGACACGUCCCUUAUCGCCACGCGGCCCCCGACGAGAUGGCUUCAUUCUACCUCGAGAUGAGGCUUGUCACUUCACCGAGACUGGAAUGCCGAAGACACCUCCAAGCGCCAAAAUGUACAGGGGUAUUGGUGGGCGCAAAAACAAUAACAACUCUCCCCUGAUUGCCGAGGAUGAUACGCGCCAGUCGCCAAGAGAGGUGCCUGAGGUUAGCACAACGCCUGAGUCUCAACGGCCGUUUAAGGAGAUCUCAAGCAACUCAGCCAGUCGAUCCUCGCGGAGAUCGCCCGUUAUGACUAGCGAUCAGGGUGCACAGACGGCCUUAACGGCUGGUGCGAUAGACAAGCUGCUCUUGGGUGGCCCACAGGAAGCAAGUAGACACGCCAAGCAGGCGUCUAUUGACUCUGUGGGGAGCCCGGAUACGACUGGGACAGUCCGGGUGUUUAGGUCACAGGAAAGCUUCGACAGCCUUGGUCGCUGGAACGCAAUCGAUGAUGGCACUCUCGAGGCGGUGCCUCCGUUCAGACCUGGCAGUGCUGCCAGCGGCAAGGCAUCGAUUCAAGAAGCGCCGCCCCUCCCGUCAAACCACCGCCAGCUCAUCGACGCAGCGCGCUCAGGCUCGUCUCGCGGUCACCCUGGCACAAUGGGACCCCCCUUGUUGCCAGCGUCGGCCAUGAAGCAACGGCCACAUACGCCAAGUAUGCAAAGACCACCGUCAGCGACCUCCGGCCGUGGCACUCCGACUCCGCGUGUGAUUCAUGCCGGCGCUGUUACAGGACAGGCUGGUAUCCAGUCGCCCACCAGACUCACAGCACGAUCCAGACAGUCCUCCGUGUCCUCUUUCGCUUCUGAGCUCGACACGCGAUUCAAUAUUAGGCCUGGUGAGAUAGGCAUGGACCCGACAGGUUUUAGCCCAAAUACGGAUCCUCGCAUGAUUCAAGCAAUCACGCAAACCAUGAUUGGCGAGUUCCUGUGGAAGUACACGCGGAAGACUAUCCGCGGUGAGAUGUCCGAGAACCGGCACAGGCGCUACUUCUGGGUCCAUCCCUACACUCGGACGCUGAACUGGAGCGAUCGAGAUCCGUCCACGGCCGGCCGCACGGAACUCAGAGCCAAGAGUGUUCCUAUCGAGGCGGUGAGAGUCGUGACCGACGACAACCCCAUGCCCCCUGGGUUGCACCGAAAGAGCCUGGUCAUUAUCUCGCCCGGCCGAACCAUCAAGUUCACUUGCACCACGGGUCAGCGACAUGAGACCUGGUUCAACGCGCUCUCUUAUCUGCUGCUCCGAACCGAUCAACAGGAUCAACCCGAGGUCGACGAGGCCGUCCAGAACAUCACUCGAGAAGACGUUGAGGAGUUUAAUCCUCAGAACGGGCAGCGAAGGAACAUUGGUACCCGUCCGCACGCGCCUGCCUCGCUUUCGUCGUACAACUCGCGUGGGUCGCGCAACGAGUCGCCCGCUCUCGGCGUGUCCAUGAACAUCCCGACUUUGACUCCAUCCACGCAUAGGCAAUCAACGACAUCAACAAAGACAUCCACGGGGACUUUGAGCAAAUUGAGUGGCUACUGGAAAAGCAGCGCACCCCGCCUGUCCGAUACCAUUUCGAGCCUUCGUGGUCGAGGCCCUGGCAACCAGAAUGCGAGCAUAUACGAGGCCAGCGAGGUUCACGACAGCGCGGAAGAUCUUCGCGAGAUAAUUGAGAGGCAGGAUAGGGAGGCCCAUCGUCUGGAGAAUGUCCGGGCAUGCUGCGAUGGCAAGCAUGAUGUCGGAACCUUGCAUCAUACAUCAAAGAAGGGCCGAGCGCACCAUUCUCACUCCCACCCAGCUUCUGCUACCAGCACGCCGAUGGCCUCGACACGCUCUCGAGCGUAACGUAUCAGUUCAAUGAAAGUGCCAACCGGGCAUUGAACGUUCCAUUCCCAACACUCGUUAGAACCUAUUCUGGCUUGGGCCUUUGACGACCUGUAUAAAAUCAUGGAAGUUUGACGACACUUGACGAUUUUAUCUCUCCACUGUUCGACACCCCCUUUCCUUGUCGCCCAACGGGCGCUUAAUCAAUCUACACCGACCGUGUACCAUCGUUUGGGAUCUUCCCAUAUCUUCUCCUAGGAUCUCUCAUCUUUGUCGUUUGACCUCCAAGCACCAACAGUUUGAAUCUUAUCGUUCUCGGGGUCCCUUGACCACAGUCGGGGUUCUUCCCAUUUGGGCGGCAAAACACCGACCUCCGGAGUUUGGAGGAAACAUAUUGCUCAGCCGGCGCAACAGGGCGAGACAGACUGUCGAUGAAUGUAUAGAGUGGUUCUUCUUUACCGCAUAUUCAAGUAGCGAUGGAGCAAAUUGCAUUGAUGACCGUAUGAGCUCUUUUGGAAGCACUCUGAGUGAUGGUUCUUUUGCCGAGUUAGCUGGAGUGGCUUCCGCCUUGAGUGUUCGUGCUUGGCGUGUUGCUCGAUUGAGCCGCAAUGAACG
Purpureocillium takamizusanense is the source of this 7054-nucleotide messenger RNA. RefSeq lists its product as uncharacterized. The coding region runs from base 1379 to 6460 and encodes 1693 amino acids. The record is from RefSeq and is a predicted model, not a curated record. Gene Ontology annotation, cellular component: mitochondrion; cell cortex. Gene Ontology annotation, biological process: microtubule cytoskeleton organization; maintenance of protein location in cell cortex; establishment of mitochondrion localization. The transcript is spliced from 3 exons. Gene Ontology annotation, molecular function: tubulin binding; phospholipid binding. NCBI's taxonomy places the organism in Eukaryota, Fungi, Ascomycota, Sordariomycetes, Hypocreales, Ophiocordycipitaceae.